Molecule: messenger RNA, 2433 nt
Organism: Hippocampus comes (tiger tail seahorse)
Lineage: Eukaryota; Metazoa; Chordata; Actinopteri; Syngnathiformes; Syngnathidae
Gene: tp53i13
Product: tumor protein p53 inducible protein 13
Exons: 10
Coding region: 234-1862 (542 amino acids)
Cellular component (GO): cytoplasm
Source: RefSeq, a predicted model, not a curated record
AAAAUACUUCCGCUGUUGACGUUGGUGAUUGCAUUUGUAAUGCUCACUUUCAAUGUUAGUCAAAACGUCUCGUUGCAUAGGUUACAAAGUGCAAAACGUCGGUCACCGUCUGAAACUAAGAAUACGGAGUCGGCAUGAUCUGAAACUAAGAAAACGGAGUAGACAGGAUAAGCAUGCUGCAGUAGCCUGACAUUUCAUGGCAUUUUUAUCUCCCACCUGGAUGACUGAAGAGCAUGCCGAACCACACGGUGGCCGUGCUGGCCGCAUUGUGGUUCUUUUUCGGUCGGCACGUCAACUCUGAGCAUCUGACCUCCGACUGUGACAAUGGAAAGCUGCUUUUGGAAAGGGAUCUUCCAACGGAUGCCAUCUACUGGGGCUGUCCUACAACUGUUGCUUGGUCCGACUCCACACAGAGGCUCCCCAGUGUCGACACAGUGUACGAUCCCGAGCUUGCCUGGCAGGUCUGCAUGACUGAACCCAUUUCCUACCGCCACAGCAUCCCCAACAGCGGUGCUUUCAGGCCAGUCAGGGCAGAGAGUGGAGAGUACUUGUACUGUCCUCCUCAACGGUGGCUUAAUAACCUGCAUCACGGAGCGGCCGUAUUGCUCUACCAUCCCUGCGCAGCCUUCAGCGAGCGUGCGCUUGUGUCCAUCCUGGCCCGCUCAUGUCUACACGACUACAUCGUCACCCCUCACCCAGAGCUCAACAAAUCUAUGCCUGUAGCUUUGGUGUCUUGGGGGAGAACAUUGGAGCUUUCCACUGCGGCCUCUUCAGACGUUUGUGAUUGGCUGCAGAGCACGACGACCUCAGGUAGUCCGAUCAGAGGCAAAUACAACUUCCUGUUGACACGCGCAACAAACCAACAUGGAUACGGACGCACACGUCGAGAGCGACGCCGCUCAGAACCCAAGGAGUCUGUGAGGCAGUGCUGUGAGCAGAUAAUCUCAUCAUGGCCAGAAGGAAAGAUAAAGGCGGACAAAGUCCCUCCUGCAAAGAACAGAAAUGGGCAAGAACCUCAAGGGGAAUCAAGGCAGAGGCAGGAAAGAGCCGCGAUACCACCAAAACAGGAUGAUGUGAAAUUAAAUGGAACAUCUCACGUGUCAGAUGUUUUGAGGACACACUCGACAGGGACUGCGGUUCUCACAAAUCAGUCUGGUCUGCGGAAAGGUGCAUCUCUGACGAAGAUCCAAAAUCAGGAUUUGUCAUCCAGGCCUGCAAUCCCUUUUGGGUCUCGAGUGUCGGGGCCUACGCAGAGGAUUUUACUCAUCAAGGUUCCAGAGACUGAUGGACGCUGGGCAGCAGCCACAAGUCCUACAGUGAAACAGAGGUUCUCUGCUAAACACAGCGCCAAUGCAAACAGACAAACACAGGAAAAUGAAAUCGUAGAUUUGAGAGAGAGAGAGUUGGCGCAAAAAGGUGACAUGAACUCACUAAAGGGGCGGGACGAGUCCGUGGCUCCAAAACACAUCCAACAAGAACGGCGGCGUGAUCCGGCCACCACCGACGACUGUGACACCUGCACCACAGGGCAACAGUGCGACUGCUUCAGGGACUCCGAGGGCCAAGCCACGUUUGUGAGCAGCAACUUUCUGAGGACCCCCAGGUCCAACGAGGCGGUGUGGGCCGCGGCGGCGCUGGGCUUCCUGCUGGUUCUCCUCACACUGUCUGUUUUGCACACGCGCCUCUACCGCCACUGGAGGACCAUGCCCAGUCUUUACUGGCACGAUCCACAGCAAGACUACGAAAGCGUGGCAGACGUUAUCCAUAGAAGGAUGCAAAUUCAAAAGAGGAGACGCAAGAGAGGCCGAAGACGAGAGUGUGCUCUCCUGCUGAGCUCCUCAAGCUCGGAUGAGUACAUAUAGACAAAUGACGGAACUUUUUAGUUGGAACUGUGGCGUCCACAGGAAGAUGUCUAUACGUACCAAAAGGGACUGCUUGUGAAUGCCACAGCAAGGAAAAACAAACAUUUUUUUAACAACCCAACCACCACAAUCUGAAAAUUCCAAUGUUGUAUAUUUUGUAUUACCGGUACAUUAGUUUUGAUACAUUUGUGCAACAACUAUCAAGUCGCCUGAUUAUAUUUUUACAACCAGGCAUUGUUGCUGUAUAAUACUGCAUGUGUAUUUCUUACAUAUGAAGGUUUAAGUACGUGAGUUAAGUAACAUUUGUAGAGUGUAUUAACUCAUUCGCCGCCACUGACAGCUAUAGAAGUGAAAAAUGUAUGUCAUGUAUUUUCACUAGGCUGGCAGUGAAUGAGUUAAUGUAGAACCGUUAUGAUAUAAAAGUAAUUAUAGGUUCUAUUUCGAGACUCACAGAUUCGACUUUUGAACAAUAGCUGAAAAAAAACUAACAGCCAAACCAUCGACAAUUAACUUGUUUUAUUUUAUUACAAAUGUACAGCUUAUGAGUUUCCAUUACAACUGACCUUUUUAA